Populus euphratica (Euphrates poplar) is the source of this 1411-nucleotide messenger RNA. RefSeq lists its product as uncharacterized. The record is from RefSeq and is a predicted model, not a curated record. Gene Ontology annotation, molecular function: double-stranded DNA binding. NCBI's taxonomy places the organism in Eukaryota, Viridiplantae, Streptophyta, Magnoliopsida, Malpighiales, Salicaceae. The coding region runs from base 129 to 1244 and encodes 371 amino acids. The transcript is spliced from 2 exons. Gene Ontology annotation, biological process: regulation of DNA-templated transcription.
AAAGGGGGAACUGAGAGUCCGGCCGGUUUUCAUGAAUCACAAAACAAACCCUACGCCUAGUCGAUGAAAUUAGGGAUCAGUCCUCGUUAGCUUCUUCUGUAACCAAAUUUUUGCCUGUUAGUGAGAAAAUGGCCAUGAAGCUUUUUCUUAUUCAAAAACGUUUUCUAGCGACGCCAUCUGCUAGUAGCUCACUAUCCUCGUCGUCGUCGUCUUCAUUUACGGUGGAUUUUCUCGUCAACUCAUGUGGGCUUCCUUUAAAAUCUGCGCUUUUAGCUUCCCGGAAGCUGAAGCUGGACAAAAAAAAUCUUCGAAAUCCUCCCUUUGUGCUACAAUUCUUGAAAUCUCACAACUUCGACGAAACCCACAUCUCCAAAUUGAUCGAGAAGCGGCCUGAAGUCCUCCAGUCCAGAGUAGAAGGCAAUCUCGCUCCCAGAUUCGAGUUUCUGAUCGCAAAUGGCUUCGUGGGUAAGCUCCUGCACGACCUUAUCAUACACCAUACUGAGAUACUUACAAGUGCCUUAGAUUCUCGUAUCAAACCAGCUUUUUACCUUUUGAAGUCUUUUCUAUACUGCAAUGAGAAUAUUGUUGCGGCUCUUAAGCGAUCUUCCAGGUUGUUGACGGCUGAUUUGAAUGUCAAUGCGAAACCAAACAUUGAUUUUUUGAGAAAAGAGGGAGUUCCUGUUAACAUGGUAGCAAAAUUGAUUAUCUUAAAUCCAGGAACUAUACUGAGUAAGCGUGGAAGGAUGGUUUAUGCGAUGAAUGCUAUUAAGAAUUUGGGUCUGGAGCCAGAUAAGACGAUGUUUGUACGUGCUCUUAGCGUGAGGUUACAAAUGACUGAAUCGACAUGGAAUAAGAAAAUUGAGGUGAUGAAGAGUUUGCGGUGGAGUGAAGAGGAGAUUCUGAGGGCUUUUAAGAGGUACCCACAAAUAUUAGCAUUCUCGGAGGAGAAAAUCAGGAGUGCAAUAGAUUUCUAUAUCAAUACUAUGGAGUUGGAAAGACAAAUUAUAAUUGCUAAUCCUAAUUUUAUUGGCUUCUCAAUUGAUAAAAGGAUUCGCCCAAGGUAUAAUGUUAUAAAUGUCUUAGAGUCGAAGGAACUGAUUAAAGGAGACAUGAAAAUUUCGACUCUGCUAGUUACGAGUGAGAAGAAAUUCUUUAUAAAUUAUGUCAGCAGGUUUGCGGAUGAAGUCCCUGGUCUAUUAGAGCUGUACAAGGGUACAGCCAUGAGAACAGAGAAAGACGCUUGAUGGCUAAGUUAGUUUGUGUUAUACAAAGUAUAACACAUGGUUGUAAACUGCUUCCCUUCUUCUGAAUUAGACCUAGUCUGUACCUGUCAUUUUAUAUCGUUCAAUUAAUUCUUCGAAUACUGAGUUCAAUAUCCUUUCAUUUUUCAUUUUAGUUUCAUAUCACGGCA